Messenger RNA from Capsicum annuum, 1983 nucleotides. Its product is annotated as WAT1-related protein At3g02690, chloroplastic. Bases 212 to 1507 code for a protein of 431 amino acids. Gene Ontology annotation, cellular component: membrane; chloroplast. The transcript has 7 exons. NCBI's taxonomy places the organism in Eukaryota, Viridiplantae, Streptophyta, Magnoliopsida, Solanales, Solanaceae. The record is from RefSeq and is a predicted model, not a curated record.
AAUGGACAUCUAAUUAGGCGUUUUGAACUGGAUGAGACAAGCCCAUCAUAAUUUCAGUACUCCCUUCUUUUUCUCAAAUCCUGUCCUUAAUAUUCAUCAUUUUUAUUCCUUUGCCUUUUUUUUUUUCUUCUGGCUCUGUGGAAACUAUAAAAACAGGAAACUUGAAUUAUUAAUAAAAUAAGUAGAAGAAAAGAAAGGAAGGAAAAAAAUAAUGGCAUCGACUCCACUUCUUUCUUCCUGCUAUUCACUCGCUACAAUUCCAACAAAUUUCCUCUGCAAAACCUCCUCUUUACCUCCAACUUUAUUCCAUCCCCACUCACUUAACCAUAGAAAGCCUGAGUUUCGACAGUACCCAAAUAGAAUUAUACGCGGGUUUGGGGAAAGGGCCGAACCACGAGGGUCGUCCAAGAAUAAUCUGCGUAUUAAUUCCCGCAGAAAAAAGUUAACUCCUAAGGCCAAUGAAUCCGGGGUCGAAGAGAAACCACCACCAUCAUCAGCAGAAGUAGAGUGUGUAGGAACUGGACUAGACGUGGAGUGUGUAGUGAACCCUUCUGACGAAUUUUCCUCCAAAGACUCUAAUGUGAAAGGAGAUGAAGGGCUGGAGUUGCUGGGAACGAUAUUGGAAUGGGGAUUGUUAAUUUCUCCUUUCUUCUUCUGGGGUACUGCUAUGGUAGCAAUGAAGGAGGUUUUGCCGAAGACUGGCCCUUUUUUCGUUUCUGCAUUUAGGUUAGUUCCAGCUGGUUUAAUGUUGGUUGGUUUUGCUGCUUCAAAGGGUAGGAAUUUCCCGUCUGGAUUUACUGCUUGGCUCUCUAUUACACUCUUUGCUCUUGUUGAUGCAACUUGUUUUCAGGGAUUUCUUGCAGAAGGACUUCAGAGGACAUCUGCUGGCUUGGGCAGUGUGAUAAUAGAUUCACAGCCUUUGACGGUGGCUGUGCUUGCAGCUUUGUUAUUUGGUGAGUCCAUAGGUUCUGUCGGAGCAGCAGGUCUUGUGCUCGGGGUGAUAGGCCUUUUACUCCUUGAGGUACCUGCUCUCUCUUUUGAUAAUAGCAACUUUUCACUCUGGGGAAGUGGAGAGUGGUGGAUGUUUCUUGCAGCACAAAGCAUGGCUGUCGGCACAGUAAUGGUCCGUUGGGUUUCUAAAUAUUCGGACCCAGUCAUGGCUACUGGAUGGCACAUGGUUAUUGGGGGACUUCCUCUGGUGGCUAUCUCAAUUCUCAAUCAUGAACCUAUCAUUAGUGGGAGUUUGAUGGAACUAACAUCUAGUGACUUGUUGGCUUUGCUGUAUACGUCAAUCUUUGGAAGUGCCAUAAGCUAUGGUGUAUACUUCUACAAUGCAACAAGAGGUAGCCUGACAAAGCUCAGCUCCCUUACCUUUUUAACUCCAAUGUUUGCAUCGAUUUUUGGGUCCCUAUAUUUGGAUGAGACCUUCACACCUGUGCAACUGGUUGGAGCAUUUGUCACAGUGGCUGCAAUUUACAUGGUUAAUUACAAAAGUGAUGCCAAAUAAUAUAGCUGGCAAUCAACUGAUCCCCCUUGUGUCUGGAUGGAGAAGAAAGCUCAGCAGCGUACUACUCUCUUUUGUAGAAGAGACAUACACUGUGUAGAAAAUAUUUCAAGAUUAUAUUAAGGCCCAACACGAGAACACGCAUCAGUUAAUACACUCUGUACAAAAUCUUUCAAGAUUAUAUUAAGGCCCACCACGAGAACACACACCAGUUAAUAUGAUGGCUGGAAUUUGCUUGGAGGUGGUUCCCCGUCCAGCCAUGUAUCAUAAAUUGUGAAGCAUGAGAUUCAAGAUGGUGUAUUAAUGACAUUAGGUGUAAAAAAAAAAUUCUUGGAUAAAAUAUCCAGGAAUGAUAGCAUUGUAAUUGGUAGAUUUGGGUAGAGAACUCUCAUGCUACCACAGCUAUAACAUAUGUAUUUGUGCAUAUUCCAAUAUCUUAGUAUCAAGUUUGAAUAAAAAUUUCUUUGAUAAAAUAUCCA